Messenger RNA from Ostrinia furnacalis (Asian corn borer), 5772 nucleotides. It is a transcript of the gene nrm, whose product is annotated as neuromusculin. The coding region runs from base 1 to 5679 and encodes 1892 amino acids. Lineage: Eukaryota; Metazoa; Arthropoda; Insecta; Lepidoptera; Crambidae. The record is from RefSeq and is a predicted model, not a curated record. Gene Ontology annotation, cellular component: membrane; immunological synapse; tetraspanin-enriched microdomain. The transcript has 28 exons.
AUGGGGAUAUCGAUAUCGCACGUCCCUAACGCGACAUACGCGGAGCUGGUCAUCAACCACGUGAAGGCUGAGGACGAGGGCGUCUACCGAUGCGAGAUCACCUAUCUUCACGUUGGCGAGGACUGCAAUACUGUCCAGGUCACCGACUUCCACACUUACAUAAAACCAAAGUCGGUGGAGGUGACAGUGGGUGACCGACAGCUGCAAGACGGGUCAGUCCUCCAGGACCUCUACGAGAGAGCCAAGGUCGAGGUCACGUGCACCGUGGUGGAAGGGAAACCGCAACCGGAGGUCGCCUGGUUCAAGAAUGGAAAGAAGAUUGAUGCCCAAGAGAAGACCAACUCGACCACGGUGCAGCGCAUCGCGUCUCUGACCAUCACGCGAGCGGAGCUGGGAGGCGAGCUCAAGUGUGUGGUGUCCUCCGCGGCGCUCGACGAGCCCAUCGUGAAGAAAAUCGCGCUGGAUGUUAAAGUGCCUCCUAACAAGACGUUCAUCAAAGGCGUCGGUGAGCACGCCACCCAAGGGACCCUUCUGACGCUGGUGUGCACCGCCUCUGGUGCCAGGCCUGCAGCGGAGAUACAGUGGUUCAACGGGACCGACAAGAUGGACAGACAGCAGUACAACAUCAAUCAACGAGCAGUGGAAUUGAGCGACACGACCUUCGAAACCACAUCCAACUUGACCUUCGAGGCGACGAAGUACGAAAACCGGCAGAAGUUCCACUGUGAAGCGUCCAACGAGGUGACCGAAAGGACGCACGACCACCCCAUGCACGCUACUAGGGAGCUGGAAAUAUACUAUUCCCCCAUAGUACGAGUGGAGCCGAAAAACAUCACAGUGGUGGAAGGAAAGAAGGUGCUGCUGAAAUGCGACUAUGAGAGCAACCCUUCAUCCCUGAACACUGUCAUUUGGUACCGCAACGGCGAGCGAGUCUCCGUCAAUGACACGAGCCACUACGACGGCGGCACCACCGACCAGCACUCGCUGAUCAUUCGCGACGCGCGGGGCGGGGACAUGGGCAACUACACCUGCCUCCUGGCCAACUCCGUGGGGAAUGGAUCGAGCCAUGAGAGCAUACACGUCAACGUGCUGUACAAACCCCAAGUGCGCCUCACCAUGAGCUCCCAAAGCCCGAUUCUGGAGACGGACCACAAGAACGUGACGCUGACGUGCGAGGUGGAGACGGGGAACCCUCCGCUGCUGGACGAGGUCAUCUGGUACCUGGACGGGGAGGUGUUGAAGCAUCUGCCCGAGUGCAACGGGACUGAUGGAGAUGAAAACCUAUGCAACGAAGUGGACCCCUCGAUGCUGCUCCUGCAAGACACCACGAAGAGCUUCCACGGGAAUUACUCCUGCAAGGGCAAGAACUAUGCUGGCUGGGGCAACGAGAGCAGCAAGACCGAGCUGGUUGUUAACUACCCGCCCGGGCCGGCGAAGCUGACAUACUCCCCGUGGCGAGUGGUGAAGGGAAAGAGCCUCGUACUGAGCUGUAGUAUCAAGGAGAAGGGACGGCCGGAAGUUCAUAGGUUCCGUUGGCACCGUGGCGGCAGGCCAGUGCCCGACAUAGUUUCCCAGAACUGGACGAUCGAUCCAGUGACCUUAGACCACAGAACCACCUUCUCCUGUCGAGGGUCCAACGCCGGAGGAGAGGGGGAGCUGGCCUCUGUGGCUAUUGAUGUUUUAGCUCCACCAAGCUUCAAGUACGCAAUGAACCAUUACAGCGGGGCAUUGUACAAAUCACAGAAUAUAUCGCUCUCCUGCACCGUAGAAUGUGCGCCGCUCUGCAGCGUGCAGUGGCUCAAAGACGGGCAGGUCAUCGAUGAGAAGAACGACCGCUACUACGUGGUCACCAGGAAGAUUGAGCCGCAAGUCAAUAGGAACGAUUUUGAGGCUACGGAGUCUACUUUGCACUGGAACAUGUCAGCGUGGCCUGGGCGAGUGCUGGACCGGGCGGCCGACACCGCGCGCUACACGUGCCGCUCGUCCCGCAACGACGCCGGGCCCCCUGUUAAUAGCACCACCAAGUUUGCUGUGGAAUAUGAACCAGAAAACAUUACAGUUUCACCGAAGGUUGUGUCAGUCAUCGAAAACGAGAUACCAGCUAAAGUCGUGUGCUCUGCGAGAGGAUUCCCCAUGCCAAGUUUCUCCUGGCGGCGGGAGCAUUCCAGCAAGAGUGCUGCGAGGGAGCACACCAACAACUCGCUCAUACUGUCCUCCUCUAACACCCUCCUGCUAGGCCCCGUGCAGAGGAAGGACGGCGGCCAUUACGUCUGCGAGGCGUAUAACAGACACGGAUCAGUCAAUACUACUGUGUUUUUGGAUGUUAUGUAUGUUCCUGCAUGUGGAAUUAAGAAAACUACAAUCAAUGGCGACCCAGUUUUGGUUUGCACGGCACAUGCUAAUCCAUCAGAGGUCUCAUUCGUCUGGAAGCUGGAAAACGACAACGACAGUCUGACGUACGAGGAGAUACGUCAGUCAGGCUCCCAGAGUUUCCUCAAGCUAAGCACGAGCGUCGACGUCUACAGGACGUAUCUGUGCUACGCCAACAACACCGUCGGCAUGACGAGAUGCGAGAUGGACGUGCCAGGCAUCGUCCCGUGGUGGCGCGACCAACACAAGCUGAUCCUGAUCGGAGGCAUCGCGCUGGCGGUACUCGUGAUCACCGUGAUCCUGUGCAUCAUCAUCAUCUGCGUCUGUCGGCGGAUGCGAGCCAAAUCCAAAUACAAUAACCCGGUGGAACUCGAAGAGAGGGAAAAUCCGGAUGGUAGCUGUAUAAACGAGGUGUCGAUAGCUCAGUCAAUUAUAUCACAAGCUUUGCCUGCUUUAUCACCACGAUUAAACCUAUCGUUCAGUCCUAAGUCUUCAGACAGGACUAGAUUAGUCGACUCCAGCUACCCACACAGCCUAGAAAUGAAUAAAUUCAAAGAACAACCGGUAACAAGCAGCUUGCAAGCAAACCUAUCACAACUGGAAGCCACUAUAAAAUCCAGUGAAGAAAAUGAAACUGCACAAACUCCCAAAACUGAACCAAAAGUUGAAGGAAAUAAAGCACAAACUGUAGUGACGCCUAGCAAAUGGCCUGUGAAGCCUGGAGUUCUGGUUCAUGUAAAUUCAAACCACACGCUUAGCCCUAAAAAUCAAGCUAGACUGCAAACUGUAAAUAACAAUAAUAAUAAUCAAAAUAAGGAUGCUGAAGAAGCUAAUUUGGGACUUCUUGAAAGGAAAAAUACUAAAGAAGAAGAAAAGACACCGCCUAAAUCGGAGUAUUCAAAGAAAAAUGGUAAGCCAAGGAGACACACACAAAACGUUGUAUCUGGCCUUCUUAAGAAUUUCAGAAGGAAAAGCGACGAUUCCGACGACAGUGGAAAAUAUAAGAAAAUCAAUAAAUCCAACAAAAGAGCCGUAUCUUUAAUGAAUUUGAACAAAACAGGCUAUAGUGUACCAAAGAGUAGACUUAGGUCAUUAUUUCAAAGUGACACACCGAAUGUUAUUGUAACAGAAGGAGUGGUAUCAUUUAAAAGGCCUGACCGAAUUGCGACCAGUGCUAGAAUAAAACCUUUUAACGAUCAAACGUCUUCGAAGAAUACUAGGAAGCGAAAAAAGCCGGGCGACGACAGCCCACCUACGAAUGGCGUAGAUAAUGCUGUGAACGGAACCCUUGGAGCGGACAACCCGGGACUCUACGAGAACCUGCCGUUCCAUGGCCUACAGCAACCUCCAAAUAAGCCCGUACAAGCGAUACAGCCAAGGGUCAUCGACAUGAACCAAAGAACUGCGAAAGGAAUCGAAACUCUGCAAAAACAACUGACAACUAACCCUUCAUUCACGCCAAGACUGGUCUGCCCCCCGUUUAUGCAGAACUCAAUGCCGUAUCCCAUGACAUCCCCUUCGAACUCGCAAUACCCAGCAUUUGGUAUACCAGUAUUGUCACCUAUACAGCAAAUGUACCCUCUACACCAAACUGUAUUACUGAACCCAUACCUGCCUCCGAUGCAAACGUCAUUUCUAAAGCAAUUUCCGACGAUUGAUGAAGAAAUAUCUGAUGGAGAUAACACUAGGAAGUUUUCGUCAUUGAAUACUAGAAAUAUUCAUAGAAAACCACCGCAAUUUCAAUCGAUGAGAGUCGUUAGGAAACGAAAUAUUGAAAGGUUUUAUCCUAACACAGAGUAUGGGGAGAAUUUCACUGAAAUUAACAAUAACAAAGAUAGUCAAGGUGAUUCAGAUAAUGAUAAUAUAGUUUUUAACCAAGACAUAAUAUACGCUAACUUUCCUUCACUAUUGAAGAUCAAAUCGAAUGUAAGCGGGGUUGAGCAAUUCGAAAAUUUGACUGACUCUAUACAAGUGUGCGAAGAAAGCAAAGAACAGAUAAAUCUAUCUACGAAUUCUUUGAAUAGACCAGUGCCUGCUCCUAGAACGAAAAUAUCUCCAUUAAGCUCCCCAGCCAAAUCUGAUCACGUAUACGUCAAUCUAUCAAUGCCACUAAUAAGCACAAAGUUCUCAAAGUCCUUCGAUACAGUUGACGCCCCAGUCAGAUCUUCUAAAUCCGCUGAAGAUAUUUCAAAACUUAAACCUCCUAGAAAAGACAAAACAAUCCCAGAAUCAAGACUGAACAAAAGUGAUGGGGAUAAGAAACUUGAAGACGAUAGUGAUGAAGAGAAAGAUGAUGAAAAACCAGACUUUGUCAAACCAAAUAUAAUCGGUGCUACUCCUAAGAGAAAUUUGUCGAUAACUCUGCCAUCGACUUCGUUAGUGAAAUCAGUAGUUAGUCAAUUGAAUGAUCAAGCUGGUAUAAACAAAGUGGGGUUGCCAAAGAAGCAAGUGAUAGCGCCAAAUAAGACUUUACAAAUACCAAAACUGGCUGAAAAGCCUAUACCAAAGAGGUCGAUCGUGCGACGGAGCAAUUCAGUACAAAGUGCUUUAACUAGUUUAGAAAACGGUCAGAAUACUAACAUACUACAACAGCAGUACAUGCAAAAACGCAACCAUUUUACUAACCUAAGCUCGAAAGGGAAAAAUAAGAAAAACUUCCAAAUACCACUUCAGAAGCAUCACAGUUUUUGUUACUUUCAGCCUAUAAGAGUAGAUAAGAGAAUUCCUGUAGACCAGGAGAGGUCGUACAAUAACACGAUAGGACCACUGAUAUACCAACAGCCUGCAGACACUCAGUACUACACCAAAACAUUGAACAGAAGUAGAGAGAAGAACAACCAGAAACUGAAUCGUCUAAAAAAAUCAGAGAGCCUUAGAGAAAAACUGUCCUGUGUUGGUGUUUAUGACAACUACGAGAAACCGGACUACCCAGAGCCCGAGUACAAUGAAUCAGAGAGAAGAUCGUAUUUGCAACUCCUCAAAGGCAACUACAUAUCAAAUUCCACUAGAAACCUAGGUCCUGAGCACAAUUUCAGUCCGAACUACAACACAGUCGGUCCUAAGGAAGACAAACCUAAACAUAAGAAAUUAGUGUAUGCAGAUUUAGCUUUAGGCAAUCAUAAUUUGAAGUUUAAGAACACAGUCAAUUCUAAUAGACAUUUAUAUGAUACGUACACUAUAGGUAGCGAUAGCUGUAGCAAAGAAACUAACAGUAGUUAUAAGGGUAGCGCGUCCAAUCAAAGAAAGGGGAACCACAGUCAGCAAAGGAGUGACUACGCCACACUCAAAUUCAACGAGAUCGAUGUCUGAGAGCCCUUCAGACCCGACGACCAGUUCAUAUACGCCGACGCCGACAUGAAAGACUACGGGCCGAUCAACUACAAAGCCGCGUCCAUCUACGCA